This is a messenger RNA of Dinoponera quadriceps, 1452 nucleotides long. Its product is annotated as diphthine methyltransferase. Gene Ontology annotation, molecular function: protein binding. The record is from RefSeq and is a predicted model, not a curated record. The transcript is spliced from 3 exons. Bases 299 to 1411 code for a protein of 370 amino acids. Lineage: Eukaryota; Metazoa; Arthropoda; Insecta; Hymenoptera; Formicidae.
UUUAUAUUUAAUGACCAUUUUACAAUGGCCGUAGGAAUAUGGCAGUUAAUGGCUUCUGCCCGCACGAUGCUUGGCGCGCGGUAAAAAGCGACGCGAUAAACUUUUAGUUUUCCUAAUGGAAAAACAGCACGCUCCUUGCCUCGCGGCAAACAUUAUCGUGUUCUGUGGGCAGAAGCCAUAACAGUGAGAAAUCGAUCGAUCACGGUUGAAUGUAAAAAGAAUAAUCGACUGUAAUUUUGUUAUAACUUCGACAAUCAGCAGCGAAACUACUUGAAUUGUUUCAAAUAACUUUCGAAGAAUGACGAUAAUUUUCCACACUUUGGACACAUUCGACACCGAAUUUUCAGCGGACUCUGUCGAAUGGUGUCCUGUAAAGCCAUUUCGGGAUGUAGUAGUAUGCGGAACUUAUCAGUUGACUGAAAACGACGAGAAGGCGAUAACGAAGAAUGCAUUGAAACGACUUGGAAGGAUUUAUGCGUUCCGUGUGACGGACGACGGGAAAUUAACGACGUUACAACGAAUAGACGUCCCAGCCGUAUUGGACAUGAAGUGGCUGCACUGCCGAGAUAAGGAGAAUAGAAUAUUGCUCGCAAUUGUCAAUUCCAUCGGAUAUUUGCAAGUGUAUCGACUGAUGGGCGAUCGAGGCACCGAAAUGUUAAAAUUAAUUGUAGAGCAAAAAAUCAGCGAUGACGAUAUCUUGGCGUUAUCUUUGGACUGGUCCACAGGAAGAUAUGUUUCCGACACGCGUAUCGCCGAUAGCUUACAUAUCAUCGUCAGCGACUCUCGAGGAUGGGUAUCACAUUUCACACUGCUCGGGGAUGAUUUAAUAAGAGACUCGUCGUGGUGCGCGCAUGACUUUGAGGCAUGGAUCGCAGCUUUCGACUACUGGCAAACGAAUUCUUUCUAUUCUGGAGGCGACGAUUGCAAAUUUCAAGCUUUCGAUAGCAGAAUAGGACCUGUGGCUUGCAACAGAGCGCACGGCGCCGGUGUGACUAGCAUCCACAGCAACGCUAACGCAGAAUUCUCGCUCGUAACCGGAAGUUAUGAUGAAAUUCUGAGAUUAUGGGACAAAAGGAACUUAAAACGCCCGAUGUCGGAGAUUGAUCUUCGCGGCGGAAUCUGGCGCUUGAAGUGGCAUCCUUUUUCGCGCCGUUACCUACUCGCUGCUUGCAUGUACGGCGGUUUUAAAAUUGUCGACUGCGGAAACGAAGAGUCACCGGCGAUCGUCAGUGAAUACAACGAACAUGAAAGCAUAUCAUAUGGCUGCGACUGGUCAUAUUUGGAGAAGGAGAGCAUAUCUGCUUUAAAUAUACGCGAUUCCAAAGGUGAUGUUGGCGCAUUGGUAGGCACCUGUUCUUUCUAUGAUCAUGCCUUUAAAAUUUCCGCGAUUUACUCCUAUAACAAAGAUUGAUCUCUUUAAUGCAAAUAAAGUCCUAUAUAUUUUAUCGUCUA